AUGCCGCCGCCAAGGAUAUCACAAAGCCUGAUGGCUCAAUUCAGUCGAUUGAACAUCUCUGCAUCGCAGCCAACACUACUACAACAGACAUGCCUUGUCAAACCCCAAACCAUAGCACCUAGUGUUCUUUCCUCCACUCGCCUCUUCUCUACAACUCCCACCCGCCUCAACUACCUCGCUCCCAAAGCCGGCGAGUCACGCAAAUCACGCAAAGGCCGCUGUCGCGUCCCCACCGGUGGCUCCAUGCGCGGCACAACUGUCGUCUGGGGCGACUACGGCCUGCGCAUGCGUGACCACGACCGACGCAUAUCCGCCCAUCAACUCCGCAUCGCCGAGGAAACCAUUCGCAAGCGUCUCCGUGGCAUGAAGUUCCGCCUCUACAUGCGCAUCGCUGCCAACAUUGGUGUGUACACGUCUGGCAACGACGUCCGAAUGGGAAAGGGCAAGGGAAGCUUUGACCGCUGGACGUCGAGGGUGGCGGUGAGCAAGAUUAUCUUUGAGAUUCAGGGAGACUUGCACGAGCAGGUGGUGAGGGAUGCGUUUAGGCUUGCGGGCAACAAAUUGCCGGGACUGUAUGAGUUUGUGAAAAAGGGUGAUGCACCGGUCAUGGGUCUUACAAAGGUGGGCUUGAACGGAAUUACUGCAGAAGACCUCAAGAGGCCGAGGAGGAAGGAGCCGCUUGAGCAGACGGCCGCGAGGAUUCCUGAUGCUUCUUCAUCUGCACCGGCGAAUGGACCAAGGGUGGAGAUGUAA
This is a messenger RNA of Alternaria burnsii, 753 nucleotides long. RefSeq names its product 50s ribosomal protein l16. Gene Ontology annotation, molecular function: structural constituent of ribosome; rRNA binding. Gene Ontology annotation, biological process: mitochondrial translation. The transcript has 2 exons. The record is from RefSeq and is a predicted model, not a curated record. Gene Ontology annotation, cellular component: mitochondrial large ribosomal subunit; ribosome. NCBI's taxonomy places the organism in Eukaryota, Fungi, Ascomycota, Dothideomycetes, Pleosporales, Pleosporaceae. Bases 1 to 753 code for a protein of 250 amino acids.